Molecule: messenger RNA, 2871 nt
Organism: Aspergillus welwitschiae
Lineage: Eukaryota; Fungi; Ascomycota; Eurotiomycetes; Eurotiales; Aspergillaceae
Product: AAA family ATPase SEC18
Exons: 4
Coding region: 271-2724 (817 amino acids)
Biological process (GO): SNARE complex disassembly; Golgi to plasma membrane protein transport; intra-Golgi vesicle-mediated transport
Cellular component (GO): Golgi stack
Molecular function (GO): ATP binding; ATP hydrolysis activity
Source: RefSeq, a predicted model, not a curated record
CUCUCAACUAUUCUUCUUUCUCACCAUCCUCUACCUCACUUUUUGUUCCCUAUACUUAACUGCCUAUACUCAGCUUCACUUAUUGCGUUUGUACUCAUAUACUAUCUAGUCAUAAUCUGGUCAUCCGAGUACUUAACCUUCAAGGCAACAGCUGCUGGCAGCAUCGCUUCGCCACCUUAACCAGCCUAUAAAUACCCCGUUCUCGUCUGGAAACUCAUUGCAUUUCCUCUAAAUACACAACUCAAAGUCCUCCCCCUACUUGGAUUGAAGAUGUUCAAUCGCAACAACUAUCCUUCGGUCCCUAACCCUUUCGGCUCCCGCCCCUCUCGAGGCGACGGUUAUACCACCCCAGCUCAAGGACAGAACCCCUACCCCUCCAGGUCGGGCGCAAGUCCUGCAGGAUACGGAGCGCCACCCCAGUAUACGGGAAGACCGCCUCAAAUGCCUCCGAGGAACCCCGUUGGAGAGAAGCCCGUGAGCUCAGGCCGAUCCUGGACGCUACGUCCUACAAAGAGCCCCGAUAAUACGUAUACGUUUGGAAACUUAGUUGCCGUUUCCGCCCAGGAAUUCCCACCCUCCCGCGAUGGACACGAUCUCCUCCUACUCAUCAACGGCCUCUAUGUCUUCUCCGCACGCCCUCUCGACGGGUUCCCCCCGGGACAAAUCAGCAUGUCUGAUCCUCAGCGGACAUGGGCUGGUGUCGCUUUCACGGAUACCGUUUCGGUGCAAAUCUACGAUCCCUUCAGUCAGGGCGGACAAGCCUACGUCGGUUCUACAGAUAUUGAGGUUGGGUUUGCUGGGAAGAAGCGAGUGGAGACUCCAUAUGAUCAAGAUGAGCUGGCAAGUGUGGUGAUCAAGAACUUCGAAAACCAAAUUUUCGCCCCCGGCCAAAAGAUUUUGAUGGAUCAUCGAAGCAUCCCACUCCUGUUGACCGUCAAGACCGUUCAGAGAGUCGAUCUGUCCUCUGAGACUGCCAGCGGUGGCAGUGUCGAGACGGACCCUACGGCGCGGGGUAUUCUCACCAGGCACUCUCAGAUUACGUUCUUCAAGGACGCUAGUACUGGUAUCAACAUGAAGCCUUCGAACCGCCGACCAGCGGCGAACUCCAUCAUCCAACCUGACUUCAAGUUCGAGAACAUGGGCAUCGGUGGUCUUGAUUCCGAGUUCAGCACCAUCUUCCGUCGUGCGUUCGCGUCCCGUAUCUUCCCUCCGGGGCUGGUGGAGAAAUUGGGACUUCAGCACGUUAAGGGUAUCCUGCUUUAUGGCCCUCCAGGAACGGGUAAAACAUUGAUUGCUCGUCAGAUCGGAAAGAUGCUGAAUGCCAGGGAGCCUAAGGUCAUCAACGGACCCGAAGUACUUAACAAGUACGUUGGUCAGUCUGAAGAGAACAUUCGUAAAAUGUUCGCAGACGCCGAGAAGGAAUACAAAGAAAAGGGAGAUGAAAGUGGUCUUCACAUCAUCAUCUUUGAUGAACUGGACGCUGUCUGCAAGCAGCGUGGCAGUGGAGCCGGAGGUGGUACAGGUGUUGGUGAUAGUGUGGUGAACCAGCUGCUCUCGAAGCUGGAUGGUGUAGAUCAGCUCAACAACAUUCUGCUUAUCGGAAUGACCAACAGAAAGGACAUGAUUGAUGAGGCACUGUUGCGUCCUGGUCGUCUCGAAGUUCAUAUGGAGAUCUCCCUUCCUGACGAGAAAGGCCGAGCCCAGAUCCUUAAGAUUCACACCCAAAAGAUGCGGGAUAACGACGUCAUGGACGAUGAUGUUGACUUGGCUGAGCUGGCCCUGAUGACCAAGAACUUUUCUGGUGCUGAAAUAUCUGGUCUUGUGAAGUCCGCAUCUUCUUUUGCAUUCUCCCGGCAUAUAAAGGCGGGUACGACGGCCAGUAUCAGCGACGAUGUGGUGAACAUGAAGGUCAACCGGUCCGACUUCCACCAUGCGUUGGAAGAGGUCACACCCGCGUUUGGUGUCUCCGAAGAAGAGCUCUCUAGUCGCAUUCAACAUGGUAUCACCCACUUCUCCCCCGUUAUCAAUGAAAUUCUUAAGGAGGGUGGCCUGUUCGUCAAGCAAGUUGGGGAGGAUGAAUCGUCGCCCUUGUUUUCGGUCUUGCUACAUGGGCCCACUGCAAGUGGCAAGACGGCUCUCGCAGCUCGAAUUGCUAUUGACUCUGGAUUCCCUUUUAUCAAGUUGAUCAGUCCCGAGGACAUGGGCGGCUUCAGCGAGACGGCAAAGGUUCAGCGCAUCAUCAAAGUCUUCGACGAUGCUUACAAGAGUCGCACAAGUGUUGUCGUCAUCGACAACCUUGAGAAGCUUAUCGAGUGGGUUCCUGUCGGCCCUCGCUUCAGCAACACAAUCUUGCAGACUCUGCAGGCCGUGUUGAGGAAACAUCCUAACAAGGGUCGCCGGCUCUUGAUUAUAGCAACCACGACGCAGAGAUUUGUGAUGAAGCAGCUUGAUUUGUUCAGCUCCUUUGAUGCCGAUAUCAUGGUUCCAAACGUUAUGACGUACGAUGAGCUAAAGCACAUCUUGCAUAGUUCCGGCGCAUUUGACGAGCAGGAAAUCGGGCAGGCCCUUGCAGGGAUUGGCAGUAUUUCUGAUGACGGAACCAUUGGAGUAGGUGUCAAGAAGAUCUUCAGUGGUAUUCAGACGGCAAAGAAAGAUGUGGAUAAGGUUGGUCGCUUCGUGCAGGUUAUCAACAACGCUAUUGAGGCAGAGCGUUCUGGUGCUUAGAGAGGGUUUGCUCUCUCUUGGGUGUGAGAGUACCUAAGGAUUGUUGCUACGUUGGCUAUUCGCUUGUAAGCUUAAUUAGAUGCUAAUUUUAAACAAUAACACUAGAACACGGUGCGUUCAAAGAUGGUGUGGUUUCUUCCAACCGAG